Molecule: messenger RNA, 2801 nt
Organism: Neolamprologus brichardi
Lineage: Eukaryota; Metazoa; Chordata; Actinopteri; Cichliformes; Cichlidae
Gene: fjx1
Product: four-jointed box kinase 1
Biological process (GO): cell-cell signaling
Source: RefSeq, a predicted model, not a curated record
UCUCUGCUAACCGACUCCACCACAAAUCAAACUCACCCAGCGCCCGGUGGAGAGAUAAAGGCAGAUGGGAAAGAGUGUGGCGUGCACGCACAGAAAGCCCUUACGACGCCAGUGGGCUGUAACGGAGAACGUCCAAUAGCGGCUAUCGGGGUGAAGCGAAAUGCGCUCUUUUUUUCCCCAUAGAGUAGGAAUAUGACAAGGCGUGUGAACAGGACGGGAGAUGAGCUUCACACAGUUUCGGAGACCCUUUUCUCCUUGUGAUCUUACCCAGUACGCCUUUGAGCCGCAGGGCUUCGGGCGUGUAGAGGACAGAAAGCGCACCGCUCAAAGCCGCUCCGGCUCAACUGCGGAUCGGAGAAUUUUUUUUCUGCCUGUAUCUUAUUAAAAUCUGCUGGAGUACUGUGUGCCAAGAGGAAUGGUGGCCGUCACCAUGAGGGUUCUUUCAGCGAACUUGUUUUCUCUGCUCCUCCUGUGCGCCCUCGCAAGUGUUUUCUACGUCUGGAGCGCACUGGAGGACCGUUUGGAGCGACACAAACGGAGGUUCUCAGUACCGGGUGCAGUGUCCUUUCACCAAGCUCUCCCAGUGGACCUUUCAGCCAAAACUUUCCGUGCAUUGCUUGCUGUCCCAGCGGCACAGAGACUACACUUUGGAGACAGACUGAAGACUCGCCUCAACCUCACCAAUCAACCUGUCUCUGCAGGAAAUCGAGAUUACAAUAUGAAUGGGGAUAACAAGAGGUCAGCCCCGCGGGAGGGCCCGGUCAAGUUGUCCCCAUUGGAAGACGGAAUAUUUUGGAACGAAUGGCUGGAAGAUACCCUUCCUGCGGGAUUCACGGAGGAAUAUGCUGUGGCUUGGCAAAAGAAAGCGAGGACGUACCGGGUGGUGAAGCUGGAGCCGGGAUGCGGCAGGAUAUCCAAUCAGCUCGCCACGUUUGCAGACGGGACCAAAGCUUGUGUGCGUUACGGGAUAAACGCUGACCAGGUGCAGGGUGAAACUUUGACUUACUACCUUGCACGUUUGCUUGGCAUCACAAACCUGCCCCCUCUCGUACUGUCCCAGCUGGACAGUGACAGUGAGCAAUGGGAAAGUGUGAGGACGCGGAUAGAUGGUUUACAGUGGAAUGACCGAGCCGUGGUUUCUCUAACUCAGUGGAUCUCCAACCUGACAGGGGUCAUCACACCUGCGCCGCUGAGACAGGAGAGCAGCGGGCUGCAUCCUGCGCUCAAGGGGCUCUGGAACAAGACAGCGGCGGAGCUGCUGGAGCUGAUGCAGUGGACAGACCUGAUCGUAUUAGACUACCUGACGGCAAACUUCGACAGGCUCGUCAGCAAUUUGUUUAGUCUGCAGUGGGACUCCCGUGUAAUGGAGAGAGACACGAACAAUCUCCUGAAAACCCCUCGCGGUGACCUCGUAUUCAUAGACAACGAGGCCGGAUUAGUGCACGGGUUUCGAGUGUUAAACAUGUGGGAGAAAUAUCACAAUACAGUCCUGAGCUCUGUGUGCGUGUUUAGAAAAAGGACCACGCAGCGCGUGGCAGAGCUGCACACGCGCAGAGACUCCAGGCAAAGGCUGCUGGAGCUCUACAGAGACAGCGAGCCUUUGUCUCAGGAAUUAGGAUUUCUCUCAGAUGAGCACGCCGGUGUUCUCCAGGACAGGAUAGACAGAUUAUAUAAACACAUUGUGCAUUGCAAAGGCAAGUACGGCCAGCUGUGAACAUUCAGCAUGCACAGGUGAUGGAUUUGUUGUCUGCCUGCACAGUAAUGAGCUUUGCAAACGCAGCUGGCACACCUGUGCUAAGCUGAUGCGCAUUACACAGAAAAAAAAUGUCUUGAAUAUCCAGCUGAACUACCUCCUGUGAAUAGAAUGUGUUUCCUAGUUUAUCAAUGAAUCAGUUUGACACGUUUAUAAGCUGAGAUGUUCACUGUUCGCCUCACUGUGAAGAAUGACCCUGUCUUUACUUCACCCCUCUGAUGUUCACCUGAAUAUGACUAAAUAUAAAGAGUAGACUAUGCGCGUUGGGUAUCAUAAACUACCCCUUCAUGUGCGGUUUGGAUUGUUGAUUUGUGUUCAAUAAUCCCAAUGAUAAACUCCUAAGCCUUAAUGUAAGUUGACUCUUGAAUAUUGUAUUUCUGUUGACGUUCAGCUCGCUUUUUUAGAGAAGAUCUUUUGCACACACAUUGCCAGCACCUGCACUCUUGUAAUUGUGUUUGGAUAGCGUACUUAGCCUUAAUUUCACAGGUGGAGCAUAUUCAUUUGUGCAUUUGUCUGAUGUAAAUACGGUCUGCCAACCUGUUUUGGAAAUUUGAUGCUAAACUAAUUUAAUGUGCUUUUUAACAUUCCAAAAAACUCUUGUUUUUGUUUUUUUUUAUAAAUAUGCUGUAAUUUAACUUCUCUGUUAAUGCGUAUUUUGUAUGCAGUUUGUUCUUAACUGCCUUAUUAGAACGCAUCAAAUAUUUACCUAUUUUGUGUGGAGUGCUGGUUUUUUUUUUUUCCUUUUUCCUUGUUUUUGAAGCCUCUGUUGCCUCCGUACUUUCCCAUACAGUGCUCUCAUUGUACUGUAGAAAUAUCUUGCACUGGCACACUUCCCCAGGAGCCAUUCUGUCAGCCACAGGCACGCUACAACAGGCGUCUCUAAUCCCCUUUAUAAUCUCACCCAGAAUGAUGAACUGAAGGAGACGACUGACAUUAUUUGACAUCAUUUGAAAAGGAAUUUGCUGUUCCCUAACUAUAUUAUGACAUUUCCUAGCUAUACCGUAUAUUGCAGAAUAUUUGUAUAUUCCAAUAUAAAUUGGUCAACCUA